AAGCAGCGAACAAUGAAGUGGAAGAUUUGAAGGAACUCCUAACAAAAGAAGAAGCGGUGCGGGAAAGUGCUGUCGAAAAGAACAGACAGAUUGAGCAUGCACUUAAGGACCGCGAGAAGGAAACAGAGAAUUUGCAGGUCGAGUUGAACGAAGCGCUUGAGAAGCUCGUAACAAUUGAAAGCAAGUUGGAACAAUCAGAAUCCAGCCGAUUGAGUUUGUUGAGUGACGUCAGAGUGUUAGAAACCACCAAUUCAAAGCUGGCUUCCAGUAAAGAAAUUCUGUUUGAAGACUUCAAUAAAUUGCAAGAAAAAUACUUGGAACAAGAGAGCUUAUUGCAAGAACUGCAAUCGAAUCCAACAAACAGGAGUCACAGAAAUCCUGAAAACAGCAGCUCGUUUAUCCAACAAUCGGUCAAUUUAGGACAGGAAGUGGUUGAUCUGUUACUACGAGAAAAAGAUCAAGAAAUUGCCUCUCUCAAAACAGAAAUUGAAGAUCUAAGGGAAGAAUAUUUAGGAAUUGAACUGCGCAGAGAAAAGGAAAUAACCGAUUUGAAGAAAGAAAUUUCAUCAUUCGUUCAAAAAAAUGAGACGUUAGAAGAAGAAAAACUAGAAUUGAUAAAAAAAGUCGAUGGUCAAAAACUUCAAUUUCAGGGAUGACUAAGUUAAUUGAGACGCGGACUAGUGAAGCAGAGAAAUUGAGGAAUGAUUGGUCUGUAUACAAAAGGCUAAAAGAAGAAGAGAUUGUAAACUUGAAUGGCAAAAAUUUAACACUCCAGCAGGAAAUUGAAAACUUGACUGAACAGUUAUCCAUUAACGAAAAAGAAAUAUUAACAAUUCAAGAAGAACUUGAGAAUGUGGAGAAGGAGUAUUCAGAAAAAGAUCUGAUGAAGCAAGAGCAAUUGCUUGAGUUGACAAAAAGAAUUGACGCUCAUAAUAAUAUGAUUUCAGAUAUGGGACAAGAGCAAAUUAAGAUGGAGAGUGAAAUAGAGCAACUGAAGAAAGAACUAUCAGAUAUUGAAAUCUUGAAAGAGAAAGCUAUUGCUGACUUGAAUAGCAAAACUCUAUCUUUCAGACAGGAAAUUGAAAAGUUAAAUGAGCAAGUAUCAAUCAAAGAACACGAAAUAUCCUCACUUAACGCUGAUCUUGCAAAUCUAAACCAGGAGUAUAAAGAGAAAGAUCUGAUGAAGCAAAAGGAGUUACUUGAACUGACAAAAACAUUGGAUGCUCGCAACAAUACAAUUUCUGAAAUGGGAAAAGAGCUAGAUAGGUUGCACAAUGAAAUGGAGCGUGUAAAGAACGAAUUCUCAGAACAAGAAGUAUUGAAAGAAAAAGAAAUUGCCGAUUUGAAUGACAAUACUUCAUGUUUAAGGCAGGAAAUUGAAAACUUGAAUGAAAAAUUAUUCAUCAAAGAGCAUGAAAUAUCAUCUCUUCAAGAAGAUCUUUUGAACCUGCAAAAAGAGUACAGAGAAAAAGAUUUAAGGAAUCAGCAGCAAUUGCUUGAGUCAACCAAAACAAUCGAUGACCUUGAAAAAACAAUUUCAGAACUGGAUAAGAAGCAAGAAAGGAUGCAGAGUGAAAUGGAGCAACAGAAGAAAGAAUUUGCCGAAAAAGAGGUGGUCAAAGAAAAGGAGAUCGCCGACUUGAAUAACGAAACUUUAUCUUUCAGGCAAGAAAUUGAAAAGUUGACAGAACAAGUAUCCGGUAAAGAGCUUGAGAUAUCAACACUACUCGGGGAACUUGAGAAUAUGGAGAAGGAGUUUACAGAAAAACAUUCAAUCAAGCAACAGGAAUUAGUCGAGUUGACAAAAACAUUAGAUUCACGCGACAAAACCAUUUUAGAGUUGGAAAAAGAGCAAGAGAAGUUGCAGAGUGAAAUGGAGCAGCUGAAGAAGGAAUUCUCUGAAAAAGAAUUGCUGAAAGAAAAAGAGAUUGUCGACUUGAAUAAAGAAAGUUCAUCUUUGAGGCAAGAAAUUGAAAGGUUGACUGAUAAAAUAUCCAGUAAAGAACUUGAAAUUUCAACACUUCACGUUGAUAUUGAGCACCUAAAGAAGGACUAUGAAGAAAAAGAGUGUAUGAAGCAACAGGAAUUGCUUGAGUUAACAAAAACAAUCGAUGUUCAAAAAGAUAAUAUUUCGAAAUCGGAAAUAGAGCAAGAAAGGUUGCAGAAUGAAAUGGAACAACUGAAGAAAGAAUUAACAGAAAGAGAAUUAAUGAAGGAAAAAGAUAUUACGGAUUUGAAUAGCAAAAUUGUAUCUUACCGUCAAGAAAUUGAUGAAUUGAAUGAACAAGUAUCCAUUAAAAAUGAUGCAUUAUCCUCGCUACACUUGAAUCUUGAAAAUCUGGCAAAGGAAUACAACGAGAAAUAUCAGACGAAACAACAAGAAUUACUUGAAUUGACUAAAACAAUGAAUGCUCAGAACAAUACGUUGUCAGAUAUGGAAAAAGAGCAAGAUAGAUUACAGAGUGAAUUGGAUCAACUGAAGAAAGAAUUCUCUGAAAAAGAAUUACUCAAAGAAAAAGAAAUUGAUAACUUGAAUAACGAAAAUUCAUCUUACAGGAAGGAAAUCGAAAGGCUGACUGAACAAGCAUCCAUCAGAGAAAAUGAAAUUUCCUCACUCCACGUUGAUCUUGAGAACCUAGAUAAGGAGUAUACAGAGAAAGACUUAAUGAAGCAAGAGGAAUUGCUUGAGUUGAGCAAAACAAUUGAUGCUCAAAAAGAUACUAUUUCGGAGUUGAAAAAAGAUCAAGAAAAUAUGCAGAUUGAAAUGGAGCAAAUGAAGAAAGAAUUCUCAGAAAAAGAAGUGUUGAAAGAAGAAGUGAUUGCAAAUUUGAAUAACAAUACUUCUUGUCUAAGAGAGGAAAUCAGCAAGUUGAAUGAACUCGUAUCCAUCAAAGAGCAUGAAAUAUCUUCCCUUCAAGAAGAAAUUGAGCAGCUCAAAAAGGAGUAUAUAGAGAAGGAUUUGAUGAAGCAACAAGAAUUGAUUGAGUUAACCAAAACAAUGGAUGCUUAUAAAAAUACAAUUUCCGAGUUGGAAAAGGAGAAAAAUAGUAUGCAGAGUGAAAUGGAGCAACAGAAGAAAGAAUUCUCUGAUAAGGAAUUGCUGAAAGAAAGUGAGAUCGACGACUUGACUAACGAAACUUCAACAUUGAGACAAGAAAUUGAAAAGUUGACUAAUCAGAUAUCUAGUAAAGAACUUGAAUUAUCAUCACUUCACGUUGAUCUUGAGAAGCUAAAGAAGGAGUAUAGAGAGAACGAUUCUACGAAGCGAGAGGAAAUGCUUGAGUUAACCAAAACAAUUGAUGAUCAAAAAUACACUAUUUCAGAGUUGGAAAAAGAACAAAAUAGGAUGCAGAUUGAAGUGGAGCAAUUGAACAAUAAAUUCGCAGAAAACGAAGUGUUGAGGCAGAAAGAGAUUGCUAGCUUGAAUAACGAUACUACACGUUUAAGGCAGGAGAUUGAAAGCUUGACAGAACAAGUAUCCAAUAAAGAACAUGAAAUAUCAGCACUUAACGUAGAACUGCAGAAUGUUGAGAAAGAGUAUACAGACAAAAAAUUGAUAAAGACACAGGAAUUACUCGAGUUAACAAAAACAUUAGAUUCACGAAACAGUACCAUUUCAGAUAUGGAAAAAGAACAAGAUAGUUUGCUGAGAGAAAUGGUGCAACUGAAGAAAGAAUUCGCUGAAAAAGAAUUGCUUAAAUUGAAUGAGAUUACAGACUUGAAUAACGAAGCAUCAUCUUACAGGCAGGAAAUUGAAAAAUUGACCGAACAAUUAACCAGUAAAGAAAAUGAAAAAUCCUCACUCCACGAAGAAUUUGAGAACCUUGAGAAAGAGUACAGAGAAAAAUAUUUGAUUAAGCAACAAGAAUUGCUCGAAUUGUCAGAAACCUUAGAAUCUCGCAACAAUGCUAUUUCGGAGAUGAAAAUAGAGCAAGAUAGGGUACAUAGUGAAUUAGAUCAACUGAAGAAAGAAUUCUCUGAAAAGGAAAGGGAGAUUAACGACUUGAAUAAAGAAACAACAUCUUACAGGCAAGAAAUUGAAAAGUUGACCGAACAAGUAACCAGUAAAGAAAAUGAAAAAUCCUCACUCCACGAAGAAUUUGAGAACCUUGAGAAAGAGUACAGAGAAAAAUAUUUGAUUAAGCAACAAGAAUUGCUCGAAUUGUCAGAAUCCUUAGAAUCUCGCAACAAUACUAUUUCGGAGAUGAAAAUAGAGCAAGAUAGGGUACUCAGUGAAUUGGAUCAACUGAAGAAAAAAUUCUCUGAAAAGGAAAGGGAGAUUACAGACUUGAAUAACGAAGCAUCAUCUUACAGGCAGGAAAUUGAAAAGUUGACCGAACAAUUAACCAGUAAAGAAAAUGAAAAAUCCUCACUCCACGAAGAAUUUGAGAACCUUGAGAAAGAGUACAGAGAAAAAUAUUUGAUUAAGCAACAAGAAUUGCUCGAAUUGUCAGAAACCUUAGAAUCUCGCAACAAUGCUAUUUCGGAGAUGAAAAUAGAGCAAGAUAGGGUACAUAGUGAAUUGGAUCAACUGAAGAAAGAAUUCUCUGAAAAGGAAAGGGAGAUUAACGACUUGAAUAAAGAAACAACAUCUUACAGGCAGGAAAUUGAAAAGUUGACCGAACAAGUAACCAGUAAAGAAAAUGAAAAAUCCUCACUCCACGAAGAAUUUGAGAACCUUGAGAAAGAGUACAGAGAAAAAUAUUUGAUUAAGCAACAAGAAUUGCUCGAAUUGUCAGAAUCCUUAGAAUCUCGCAACAAUACUAUUUCGGAGAUGAAAAUAGAGCAAGAUAGGGUACUCAGUGAAUUGGAUCAACUGAAGAAAGAAUUCUCUGAAAAGGAAAGGGAGAUUACAGACUUGAAUAAAGAAACAACAUCUUACAGGCAGGAAAUUGAAAAGUUGACCGAACAAGUAACCAGUAAAGAAAAUGAAAAAUCCUCACUCCACGAAGAAUUUGAGAACCUUGAGAAAGAGUACAGAGAAAAAUAUUUGAUUAAGCAACAAGAAUUGCUCGAAUUGUCAGAAACCUUAGAAUCUCGCAACAAUGCUAUUUCGGAGAUGAAAAUAGAGCAAGAUAGGGUACACAGUGAAUUGGAUCAACUGAAGAAAGAAUUCUAUGAAAAGGAAAGGGAAAUUAACGACUUGAAUAAAGAAACAACAUCUUACAGGCAGGAAAUUGAAAAGUUGACCGAACAAGUAACCAGUAAAGAAAAUGAAAAAUCCUCACUCCAAGAAGAAUUUGAGAACGUAGAGAAGGAGUACAGAGAAAAGGAUCUGAUGAACCAACAGGAAUUGCUCGAAUUGACAAAAACAUUAGACUCUCGCAACAAUGCUAUUUCAGAUAUGAAGAAAGAGCAAGAUAGGAUACAGAGUGAAUUGGAUCAACUGAAGAAAUACCUCUCCGAUCAAGAAUUACUGAAAGAGAAUGAAGUUGGGAAUUUCAAUGAAAGAAUAUCAAGCAUCUCACGAGAGAACGAGGAGUUGUCUGACAUCAUAUCCAAGAGAGACAUGGAAAUAUCAUCUCUCCAGAGUGACUUGGAUAGUUUGAAGAAAGAUUUGUCGGAAAAAUUGUUGUUGAAGGAGAAAGAAGUAAAUAGUUUGUCUGCUGCAAUUAAUACCAAAGAUCAAGAAAUUUCCACUCUGAGACAAGAAUUAGAUCGCGUUGAGAAGGAAACCUCCGAUGAAAUCCUGGCCAAAAAUCAGCACUAUGAGAAUCUAACAUCAUUAUUGUCUGUGAAAGUGAAUGACUUGACUUCGUUGCAAACCGAAUUACAGAAUCUAAUCACAACCAAUGAGAAAACAGCUGCAUCCUAUCGACUUGAUGUGAGUCGGUUGAAAACCGAACUAUUGAAGAAAGAUCAAAAAUGUUUGGAGUUGGAAAAUGAGCUGGACAACAUAGCCAAUCACCAUGCCCGUUCGGUUGAAGCUAAAAAGCUCGAAAUUGAACGAUUAACCAGCGAAGUAUGCUUGAAAGAUCAACUGAUAUUCAGUCUGGAGGAGAAUUUGUCAGCUUUACAAACGAAUGAUAUGAAGUUGAAGGAAUCAAAUACUAUACAAAAAGAAGAAAUUGACAGAUUGAGAAAAGAGCUGGAAGAAAAAACCAAGAAUACAGACAAAGAAGCAAUUCGGAACGAAUAUGAACAACGUCUGACUGCAAUAAAAGAAAAGAUGAAAGGGUUUUGGCGCGAAGAUGUCAAGAAUAAAGCCGAAGAAUUUGAGUCCAAACUGCGACAGUACAAAGAAAAGAUCUCGAAAGAUGAAACUCACAUUGCCGAAUUGAGUUCUCAGCUGUGGGAGACAAGUGACAAACUGCUCCGCAUGCAAAAUGAAUACCACAAAAUGAAGAAGCUUUAUGAUGAGCUGCGAUCGAGCUUUGAUGCAGCACAUAACAUAGUCACACAUGCUUCAUCUGCUCAAAAUCAAGAUUCUUAUUCAAGAAGGAGGAGUCUCUCAGUUGAUGCGUUUCCUUUGAAAUCGAAAGAGAGGGACACUGACUCUCAGAAAUUUCUACUGGAUCUCCAAGAUGAGUCAGAGAGUGGCAAUCCUAGGCGGCGAAGUCUCCUGCCAUCGGGCAUGGGUAAAAAAUUCUUGUCUUCGGGUCGAGUGUUCCCAAGUGAGGAUGAGACGGGCGAAGUGUUCGACAACCGGAACCUGGCCGAGCUGAAGGAAGGCCGCCACGACUUGAAUGCCGAGGACGACAGAAUGAGUAUCCUCAUGAUGCGCAACUCGCUCUGCCCGCCGCAUCUCAAGUCGUCCUAUCCGGCCGAAACGCAAUUCCUCAUCCCCGACGGACCCAAAGAAAACGAUAUCAAGUGUGGUGGCGAAAUUGUCGCUCAGAGUGGUGCUAUCAAGAAGAAAGAACGGACACAAAUAACUUAUAAAAAGCCAGGUCCUCCCACUCCAAGUAAAAAUGGGGGUCGUUUAGGCAACCAGGAGUCGAGCGGUCGCGGAGGCGGAGGUGUGCUGAGAGAACUGCAGGUGCCGAGUAGUGCGAGCAGUCGCCGCAGUAGCAGCGGCAGCACCAGUUCGGCCGCCACUGAGCCAAGGACGUCCAUCACGCCUAGUCGGCUCAGGGCGCUCUUCACCGCCAGCGGCCGAAGGGCUAACCGCGACGAGAAUACGCCAACUGCAGUUAAGGAAUCACCGACGACGAAUCAAAGAAAAAGGCUCAGCUUCUUCAAUAAACAUUUCGGCAAUAGAGAUUCAAGAUCGCAGUUUUAAAAAACCCAGACUUUCUUAUUCAAAUUUUCAAACAAUUACUCAUCAACCUCUUCAUUUAAACUAUGAGUUAAUGUGUGACAUAGGUUUAUCCAUUAUCCAGUUCAUAAAAUUACGAUUAAAUCCACCAAUUUUAAAAUCUAUGACAUUGUAAAUAUGUGUAUGUGUCUAUACGUUGUAUGUGAACAUUUUUUAUGGUACUGACUAUUUCCAUGCUGAUUCAUUGAAUCAAGAUAAUAUUUAUUGUAUGUUAAUAAUUAAUACGUACUUUUAUAAUGGUAAAACAAAAAUGAUAUAGAUUUUUAUUUGAGAAUAUUUUUAUAACAUGUCUAAUACUUUGUACAUAAUUUAAAAAAUGUUACCUACUGUUAAUUGAGAUUGAUAUUUAAUACUAGAUUUCAAAAUUAGCCGCUCCCCACAAUUCAAUGUAAUUUGCAAAUUAUAUCAGACAAAGAUGAAAUCUCACUCAGUAUUCAAUUCUCCCAAGCAAAUUAAUUAUUGUUGUCUGAAUUGUUGAUGUAAAUUUGAUUAUUUUGUUACUGUAUAUGAAUUUCUUGUGUGCAAAUUGCAUAAUAUUAUGUGCCUAUAUUGCACGUUGAAAUUGACUGUUUUGUAUGAAUCUAUUGAGUUAUAUAUUGCAUAGUUUAUCAUGUCCAUUUUGCAAAAGUGAAAGAAUGUGUAUAUUGGAAAGGAAACUCAGUAGAACUUCUUGACAGAAUUUGAUCUUAAAAUUUAUGGCAGUUUCACUGCGAGGCGACCAGACGAACAUGUUUUCAGUGUACAUAAUAUUUUUAAUCGAAUCAGGAUAGCUGUAUUUUCAUAUUUUUCAUGGUUAUAUGUUGAUUUUUAUAUUUUUACCUAUUUUUUAGAUGAUAAAAAAUAUUACAUUAUUAUUAAAACUGAGAAUAAUCUUCAAUACUAGACUCUCCCCACAAAUCAAUGCGAGUUGCAAACCGCAUCGUACUAAGCAUUCAAUAUCAUUACAAUCAAUUAUUGUAUAUUAAUAUUUUAUUAUGUACUAAAUUGUAUAAUUGUGUGUCCAUAUUGUAUAUGCUUGAAAGAGUUUUAAAUAAAAUAAAUUAAUAAUUUUUUUUAAGAUAA
Messenger RNA from Nilaparvata lugens (brown planthopper), 8320 nucleotides. RefSeq names its product trichohyalin-like. The transcript has 14 exons. NCBI's taxonomy places the organism in Eukaryota, Metazoa, Arthropoda, Insecta, Hemiptera, Delphacidae. The record is from RefSeq and is a predicted model, not a curated record. The coding region runs from base 653 to 7222 and encodes 2189 amino acids.